AUUUCGCCAUAUUGGGUAAACCACGUUAUUUGCCGGUAACUAUCAACAUAUUUACAGCUUUUCUUUCUGUUUUGUGGUUUAUACGUGAAAGGGACGAUAUUUUUGUUCUUUUUGAACGUUCUUAAAAGGUGGGUGUAAAUCGUGUCAUCAUGCCACCAAAGAAAAAGGAUGAAGCCACUGGUCCUCCUCCUCUCAUUGGGAGGAUGGGGACUAACUUAAAGAUUGGAAUUGUAGGCUUACCAAAUGUGGGGAAGUCAACAUUUUUUAAUGUUCUAACCAAAAGUGCUGCAACUGCUGAAAAUUUUCCUUUCUGUACCAUUGACCCAAAUGAAAGUCGCGUUCCAGUACCGGAUGUGAGAUUUGAUCAUCUGUGUACCCACUACAAACCUGCUAGUAAGGUACCAGCCUACCUGAACAUAGUAGACAUUGCCGGACUUGUUAAAGGUGCACACGAGGGAAAGGGUCUUGGAAAUGCCUUUCUGUCCAAUAUAAGUGCUUGUGAUGGAAUCUUUCAUGUUGUUAGAGCUUUUGAUGAUGAAGAAAUCGUACAUGUGGAAGGUGACGUUGAUCCCUCUAGAGAUUUAGACAUCAUUCAUGAGGAACUGAUGUUUAAAGACCUGGAGUAUCUCGACAAACAUUUAGGAGGAAUGGAAAGAACGGUGGCUCGGGGAGGCGAUAAAUCCAAAAAGCCAGAAUAUGACUGUCUAAGUAAAGUGAGGGAUUUACUGGAGAAUAAAAAGUGGGUCAGAAUGGGAACAUGGGAUUCUAAAGAGAUUGAGAUAUUGAAUCAUCAUUUAUUUUUAACAUCAAAGCCUGUGAUAUACUUAGUUAAUCUGUCAGUGAAAGAUUAUACGAGAAAGAAAAAUAAAUGGUUGGUAAAAAUCAAGGAAUGGAUUGACAAGAAUGACCCUGGAGCCCUGGUGAUCCUGAUGAGUUGUGCCGUCGAACUGAAGUUGAUGGACUUGACAGAGGAGGAACAGAAACAAUACCUAGAGGAAGCCAAAAUCACCAGUGCCUUAGAGAAGAUCAUUGUCAAUGGAUACAAGGCAUUAAACCUACAGUACUUCUUCACCUCUGGCAAAGACGAAGUGAAAGCUUGGACAAUCCAGAAGGGAACAAAGGCGCCUCAGGCUGCUGGAAGAAUCCACACUGACUUUGAAAGAGGAUUCAUCAUGGCUGAAAUCAUGAACUAUGCUGACUUCAAGGAAUUCGGAUCGGAGGCAGAGUGCAAGGCCAACGGGAAAUACCGACAAAAAGGAAGAGAGUAUGUAGUGGAGGACGGUGACAUUAUUUUAUUCAAGUUCAAUGCUGGUGCUGGACUCUCCGACAAAAAGAAGAAGUGAUGAAAGAGGAGUAACUCUGAAUGUGUUUUGGGGAAUUUACAAGGACAUUAACUCGGAAUGUGAUCUUUGCGUGGCAUGAUGCAGACGAUUGAAAUUGUUAAAUUGAUGCUCCUCCUGUAUUUAUUCGAAUGGCAACAGGGGCAGGGGUUCAUUGAAGAGAGAUAAAAAGAAAUGUCUUUUUGUCUUCAUUCUAUGUUUAAUAAACAUACACAUGUAAAAUAAAAGUAUUUAGAAAAUUU
Messenger RNA from Ostrea edulis (European flat oyster), 1582 nucleotides. Its product is annotated as obg-like ATPase 1. The record is from RefSeq and is a predicted model, not a curated record. The transcript has 12 exons. Gene Ontology annotation, molecular function: GTP binding; ATP binding; ATP hydrolysis activity. Gene Ontology annotation, cellular component: cytoplasm. NCBI's taxonomy places the organism in Eukaryota, Metazoa, Mollusca, Bivalvia, Ostreida, Ostreidae. Bases 150 to 1343 code for a protein of 397 amino acids.